AGGGAACAUGAUUAGCACUUUGCUCACUCAAGCCGAACCUCCCUCACAUCUUCAAGGUACUAUGACAACGUCUAUGCAAGUUAUCAACUGAAUCGAGAAUGGGAUGUCGAACUUCCACCUUCGCACGCACGAACGUAGUACAAACAUGCCCAAACACUUCAUAAAGGGCUGCUGAAUCUUAUCGAAGUCCGUAAGAUCGUCGCCUCUAUUUCUACUCUUCUCCCUUAGGCCUUAUCCUUUGCCAUACGUAUCACAGAACAUUCAAUAUUCAAAGCUCACUGCAUACGCGAAGCCUUGCUGACCCCUGCGCAAGUUCUGGAGACCCAGGGCUUGCGUGUGCCGUACUCAGUUCGAGCGCUGGGAGAGUGCAUUGACAAGGAUUUACGCCACAUCUGAUUCCUUCUCAAUUCACUUUUCGCAUCGCAGCGCGUCAAGCUCGCGGUUGACGUACAUAGUGUGGAAUAAUGGUCCCAGUGCCAGCCAGGUACACUCAAGGGCCGAAGAGGAGGAGACGGGGGCGACUUACUAUGCCGCCAAAACAAAGACGGAAUCGGGUCGUACUGGAUGAAGGCGACAUUCCGAUGAAACAGUUCAAAGCAUUAAAGGUGGUCCAAGCUGCUUGCCUUCCUGUGAAACGUGAUGAGAAGGAGCGGCCUUAUUAUACUUACUUCUACCCCGGCGAUGAUUCGUGUUUGUGUAUAUGUAGCGUGAUCGUUAAGUCUGAGGAUAGCGCUACAGAGAAUGAAUGGGUGGCGAAGAUUGAGGAGAUUCGGAUGCAAACCGAAGGACCCUACUUCCUCGUAUCUUGGUACUUCUCUGCCCACGACAUCGUCGAGCGCAUCAAGGCUUCUUAUUGCCAGGACGACACUUCGGAUUUCUGUCAUCGCUUGGUGUCGUCUGAACAUAACAAGAUUCUUGACUUCUUGGCGAAACAGACUAACACUAAUGAGAGGUAUUUGUCGAAUGAGAAGCGGACUCUCUGGUGGGAAACGAUGCUAGAGGUGAUAAGCGUGCUUCACUAUGAUGAAAGUAGUCUGGAUCCUCCGCAGUUCACUGAAGAAGACUUCUUCACACGUCGUAGUUUCGACCUUACGACGACGCUACUGAGCCCGGGUCUCGAUGAAAACGCAUGCACUCUCUGCCACGAAGGCUACGACCCAUUCCCUCUCGAGACACUUUCCGGUAGAGAUUCAGACUCGGGAUACUCCAGGAGCCCAGACACCAACAACUACGACCCACUACACUUCUGUCCCAAUCCUACCUGUCGGAAGUGGUACCACCGUCAAUGUCUCCUCGCGGAACAUACAGAGCAUCCUUUCACACCUUUCAUCGGUGCCAGGCCUAUCCGACUCCUCGCAGUAGACCCCGACGCCCCAGAACCACAUUUCGAACUAGCCAGGUUCACCUACCCAGUGCCCCCUCGUGGAAAGUUCUCGCAAAUGACUCUCGACGCCGAACCACGCUGGGACUCCGUUCUCAAGAAACUCACUCAUCUACCACCCGGACUCGUACGUAUCGCACAACAACCUAUCGUCAAACGAGCCGGAGAAGGGACGGACAGUGUCUUCGGGAAUUUGAAAGACGUUGUUUUGGCUAGGAGGAUUUGUUAUCAAGAGUUGGAAGGAGGGGUGGAGAAUGUGGUGGAUGAGGUGACGACGUUGUUUGCGUUGCUUGAUGGUGAAGAUGGUGAAGAGGCGUGGAGACAAAUUUGGCAUACGCUCGACACGAGGAUGCGGCCUCUUGCGAGUCCUUAUACGCCAUACUGGGAUAACCUCCUCUUGAAUGGCAUCCCUGAUGAUGCGAGCUUUCCGACUGUGACGUGCCCCAGUUGCCAAAGUGCUAUAUGAUUUUUCUAAAUCAGAUUGUAACUAUGUCUGUCUUGUAUUUCUUGCUGUGUUGUUGCUUUCUUGGUUUGCCUUCUUGGUUUUAUAUGUCGAAUAUGUGAUCUCACCUUUGUAUAGUAUGUGCUCAUGUUGAUAUCGCUGUGAAAUGUCCCCCACCCCCACUCCCAUUGUGUAAUUUUUUAACCAUGUACAUUACUAUGACCACAUCUACGCGCCCUACAUGCUAUGUCGACUUCCCAUCUCCUCC
Messenger RNA from Somion occarium, 2091 nucleotides. The record is from the annotation of a GenBank genome assembly. NCBI's taxonomy places the organism in Eukaryota, Fungi, Basidiomycota, Agaricomycetes, Polyporales, Cerrenaceae.